AUGGCAAAAUCGUCAAAAUCAAGGAAUUCAGAAAAUACAGAAGAAAAUACAACACCAAUAAUAAAGAAAAAACCAGUUUCAAAAGGAAAGAAAAAACAGUCAGAUUUAUUUGAAUCAAUAAAAAAGAAAUGUAAUUUACAAAGAGUUUUAGAUGAUUGGAUUGAUAGAUAUACAGAUCAAGAUCCAGAAAAAGCAGUUUGGGAAUUAUUAGUAUUUUUAUUUGAAUGUGGUGGUGCAGAUACAAAUAUAACAUUUAAAGAUUUUAAAGAUUUAGAUAUUGGAGUUGCUGCAACAUCAAUUGUUGAACAAAGUGAUUCACAACAUUAUCCAUUGGGUAAUAAGAGAUCAAAGAUAUUGAUAGAGAAUUUCAAUCAAUUUUGGAGUGAGUUAGUAGAGAAAUGCAAAAAGUCCAUAAUAUUUGACAACUACCUAUUGGACAUGGUUGCCCUAUGGUUGCAUGAGUUGUCGUUCGCAGCAAAGCGUGGUAUUCGUCAUGUUGCAACUCAGGCUGCCAUUCAAAUUACGUCAUCGUUGAUAUCGAUUUGCAAUGAUUUGAGAAAGGAUUUAAAUGUUACCACUAGACAAUUGGCGGGUGAGACAAAGAAUAGCUCACGUCAGAAACAACUCAAGGAUAAUCAAUUACAGACAUCUAAUAGAUUGAAAUCGAUGGAAUCCAUAUUGAUCGUGAGAUUGUUCACUGGGGUGUUUUCAUCACGUUUCAAAGACAGUCUGCCAGAGAUGAGGGCCCUUUGCGUUAUACCCUAUUGCAAUUGGAUAUUGGAAUACCCAAUUCAAUUGUUGAAUCAUCAAAAUUUGAAAUUCAUUGGCUGGCUAUUGGGUGACCAUUCGAAUGAGCCUCGUCAAGCGGCAAUUAGUGGUCUUUGUAUUUUAUAUUCCAACGAGAAUUACAUCAAUCAAUUGGAUCCGUUCACUCAAUGUUUUAAACAUAGAAUUGUGGAGAUUGCAUUCUCUGAUAAAACUCCAUCCAUUGCUGUUGAGGCAAUUCGUUUGGUUAGUAUAAUGUCUACUUUGGAUCUAUUGGAUGAAUCGGAUGUUCAAAAGAUAUGUACACUCUAUCUAGUUGAUCAACCAGAGAUAUCCAAAGCAGCUGGUGGUUUAAUAUUUUCAAAGUAUCUUUUAUCCACUCAAACUAAAAUCGAUACAACUUUGUCAAAUAUUAUAAAUUCAACUUCAGCCGCUUCCACCACGUCAGGUCAGCAUGCUAGAAAGAAAUCAAAAACUACUAAUCUCACAUCUGCAGAUUUAGAUGAACAACAACAACAACAAAUUAGCUCACAAAUUUAUCAUCAUCGUGAAACUCAAUUGAAUGCACUAUUGGAAUUUUUAGAUAAAACAGUUAUACCUGAUGAACCUUAUUAUUUGGUUCAAUCACUUUGGUCAACCAAUGGUAAAUCAUUCUUUAUUGAUUGGCCAUUUUGGGUGGAUUAUUUAGAAUCUAUUGAAAGUAAAAAUAUCAAUGAUAAGCAAAUGGGUAUGAUUUGUAAAUUUUUAAGUGCUUCCAUUAGAAUCGCUGUUAAUGAUAAAGUAAAUAUAUUCACUCCACCUCAAUUACAUCAUUUAGCUCAAUACCGUGCUGAACAUUCUUCAGCAACAAUUUCAACAACAACAGCAGCUCCAAUGACAAUUAAUACAGAUGGUGAAAUGGAGGUUACAACAACUCAACAAGCUCCAGUCACAAAAAGAAGAGGUAGAAAAUCUGCUACUACUGCUGCUCCUAAACAAAAACAAAAAUCACAAUCAAAAUCUAAGCAACAAAAUGAAGAGGAUGAAGAUAACGAUGAUGAUGAUGAUGAAACUAAUGAACAAAAUCAAGAUGAAGAUGAUGAAAAAUCAGAUUCAAUUAAUGAGAGUAUGUGUCGUGAAAUUACAGGACAAUUUAUUAUUAUCUUACCAGAGUUACUUGUAUUAUAUCGUGCAAAUACAAUUGUUUGUCAAAGUUUAAUUGAAAUUGCUCGUUACUUUGUUUUAGAUUGCUAUGUAACCCUUAGAUUACAAUCAAAAUAUACAGCAUUAUUGGAGGCAAUUAGCGAUAUAUUCACUUCUCAACCAAAAACCCAACUUAUCGAUACCAUAUCAGUCACAUUGGAAAAUUUAUUAAAUAAUGGUAAAACUCCAUCACAAUUAGAAACUGCAUCAAAAGCUGCACUUCAUAAUUUAUUCACUGAAUUAAUUGAUACACUUCGUUUAACAAAAAUUACUCAACAACCACCACAACAACAACAACAACAACAAUCAUCACAACAAUCUCAAGAUUCAAUAGCAAAUAGUCAAGAUCAACAACAACAACAACAUUCUUCAUCAUCACAAUCAGAUACAACAAACAACAGCAAUAAUAAUAAUAAUAAUAAUAAUAAUGAAGAAGAAAGUCAAGUUUUCCCAGUAAUUAGUACAUUAUAUAAAUUGGAAAGUUUAUGUAAACAGUUUAAUUUUUCAGAUGAAAAGUUUGCAAGUAUGAUUUUUAAAUUUACAGAUGGUAGUGUUAAUGGUAUUCCAAUUCAAACCAUUGAUGAUUCAGAUACAAUUAUCAUUCAUUCAACAAGUAUAUACUCUCAAUUAUUAAUGUGGUCAUUAUUUUCUGCAAUUCCUUCAAAAUUCUAUCAAAUCGAUCCAAUGAAUGUUAAUAUUCUUCAAAUGUUUUAUCUUUUAUCUUCAAGAGUUAUUUCAACUUUAAAAAAUGAUGAAAUUACUCAUAGAUUAAGACAUUUUAUGUUUACAACUUUUAUUGAAACACGUUCAUUAUUUUCACCAGUUUUAAAUUUAACAAAUAUGACAGUAUAUGAUAUUAGUUUACCAUCAGAAAAUUUAUUACUUAAAAAUAUUUCAUCAUUAUUUUCACAAGAAAAUGAAUAUUCAUUGACAUAUUUAAAGGUAGAAUUUAUAAAGAAUCAACAAAUUAGUUUAGAGAAAAAGAAGUUGGCAGGAAUUAAUAAAUCAAAGAGAAAGAGUGGUGGUAGUAAAAAAUCAACUGGUGCUGGUGCAACUUCUGAAGAAGAGGUAACAUCACACUCUGAAAAGGAAACUUCUGAUCAUGAAACUGAUACAAAUCAACAACAACAACAAAAAAUCAAAGAAGAUGAUCUUCAAUUAUUGAAUGACUUUAUACCAGAUCAACAAUUUGGUGAAAGAGCAGUAGAAUUAGUUACUACCAUUUGUAAUUGUAUUAAAUAUUCAUUUGUAACACAAUCAACUCAAUUGUUUAGAUCAUUAUUGAAACAGAUUGCAUUAUCAUCUUCAAAGAGAGCAGUAGAUAUCAUUAGAGAUUUCUUUAGAAAAUAUCCAAUUCAGUCUGGUAAAUUUGAAAUGGAAGUUGUCAUUGAUCUUAUCAAUUCAUUCCAAUCAACUUGCCUUAAAGAGGAUGUCGCUUCAAAUGCCGAUUUCCAACAUCAUAUGUUUUCAAGAUUCCGUUCCCUUUGUCAAUGGUUAGUAACUGACUUUAUUAAACAUCCUGAUACUCUCAGAGGUGUAAUUGAACACUUUUUAAAUUAUGCUUUAAAGAAUCCACAAGCUGAAAAAUUAGAAGAAUUAUUAGAAAUCUUGGAUUUCUUAGGUUCAAAACUUUCUGAAAAAUCUUCAAUUGAAUUUAUUAAAAAAAGAAUAAUAUUUAGUGAUGACUUCCAACAUAUUGAUUUAAUUAAUAAAAUUAAUAAUACUAUUGAAUUUCAAACUAUUCAAAAUCUUGAACCUUCUGGAAAAACUUCAGGUGGUAAGAAAAUAAAACAACAAUUAAAAUUUGUUUCUCCAACUAAAAAAACUACACCAAAGAAAAGAAGAAGAAAAUCUUCAAAAGAAAGUGAAAGUGAAGAGAGUGAACCUGAUAGUGAAGAAAGUGAUUAUGAAGAAGAUAGAAGAGAAGAAUUACAAAGACAAAAGAAAAUCAUAAAAGAUCAAAUUCAAAAAGAUCAAGAUCAAGAAAUUGAAGAACAAAGAGCAUCAUCUGAAGAUUCUUCUGAUUUUGAAGUUCCAACUGAUCCAAAAAAGAAAUUAAAAACUACUAAUUAA
Molecule: messenger RNA, 4020 nt
Organism: Dictyostelium discoideum AX4
Lineage: Eukaryota; Evosea; Eumycetozoa; Dictyosteliales; Dictyosteliaceae
Product: STAG domain-containing protein
Exons: 4
Coding region: 1-4020 (1339 amino acids)
Biological process (GO): sister chromatid cohesion
Cellular component (GO): nucleus; chromosome
Source: RefSeq, a predicted model, not a curated record